Porites lobata is the source of this 2836-nucleotide messenger RNA. The record is from the annotation of a GenBank genome assembly. Lineage: Eukaryota; Metazoa; Cnidaria; Anthozoa; Scleractinia; Poritidae.
AAUACAUUUACAAUCCUUUGACGAGAAAAGUCGGAGUUUUUCUGAUAGAUUUUCGCUUCAAAUCAGUAAUUUCAGGCCGAGUCAUGGUGUUAGUUAUAUCUUGAAAGAAGAACGGGAAAUAUCAUGUCACCGCUAGAAAGAAGGGACACAAAUCGUCGGGAAACAAUCGGUACAAAAAAAGAUCUCCGAGAUCGAGUAAUCAUUAAUGUCGGCGGUAAACUGUUCGAGCCCUACAUAAGUACUCUAAAAAACAUUCCUGAUAUUCCACUCGCGAGGAUCCUCGAUAACCGCACAAAGCUCGAUUAUGACCCUGAAACGGGAGAAUAUUUUUUUGAUCGACAUCCUGGCGUUUUUGCCCAAGUAUUGAACUAUUUACAGACAGGCAAGCUUCACUGUCCUCGCAAUAUUUGCGGUCCGCUGUUUGAGCAAGAACUUGCGUAUUGGGGCUUAGACGAGCAACAAAUGGAGUCGUGCUGCUGGCCAAAUUACACAAAGCACAGAGACGCCCAGGAAAAUCUACAGGCUUUGGAUUUCAGGCCAAAAUAUGAAAACGAUAUGGAUGAGCCUCGGCGACCGUUUUUCAAUGAUCCGAGUUUGUCGUGGUGGCAAAGAAAUCAACCUAUUGUUUGGGAGAUCUUAGACGAUCCGUACUCAUCUUCGACGGCAAAGGUAGAUUUUCGUUCGUUUUCUUAUUUGUCUACUUUGUAUCGCUGUUUCUUAUUACCUACUGUUACGAUUACCCACAAUCUGUUUAGGAAUCGAGCAAAAAUGAACAACUGUAUUAAAAAGAUAUAAAUUUUUAAGGUAAGCAGUAUGAAAGCUUAAAAUUACUGAGACCUUUCUGUCAGUUACGAACUAUCAAAUUAUAGAGAAUGUGAGUAUAUUGUGAGCGUACUAAAGCCUUUUUUAACAAAUUAAAAACACCUUUAUAUCUAUAUUUUUUAGGUAUUCGCUUGGGUCUCGCUCGCUUUUAUUGUAACCUCAAUAUUCACCAUUUGCCUAUGGACAGUUGAAUACUUCAAGGGAUUUAAAGAAGUUGCUGAUCCUUUGAAUAUCACCAAGCAUCCGGCGACAAACGAGACACAAGAAAAUAACAGUAAGUGCUUAAAAAAAUAUGGGUAUUUAAACCGUGCACCCGUGAAGAACAAGGAAGAUGAAAUAGUGAUUAAUGCUAGUGCAAAACACAAUUUAAAAACUGAAAGCUUUGUGAUUGGCCAAAACAAAUAUGUUUUCAGAAACAAGGAAUUCUGAAGCUUUGAAACAGGUCCGUAAAAUAAUUGCCUUAGGGUCUCUUGUUCUUAUCCUGAACUUUGUCCGUGCAACGAUUUCGCGCAUAAAUAUCACGUCCCAAUUAUCUCCACUGCUGGAUUUCUGAGGAGACAUGUAAUUUGUACAAAUGCUGAUGGGUUAACUUGUGUCUACCUCAGUUUUUAUAGGUCAGAGGAUUAAUUUUUGUUUGGGGUUUUACUUUGAGUAUGCUUGAUAUUUUUCAGUAAUCAGAUGUUGUUAUUAGAGACCUUAAUUUAGAUUCGAGGACGGGAACGGCUACGAGUACGAGAUUUGAUUUAUAGUUUUUUCGCGUAUUGUCAAAAAAUAGACAUCCCGGAAUUCUUCAUUGUACUUUUAUUCACCAGAAAAAUUAGCACUGUUAUCGUUAUUGAAGGAGGUUAAGACCUCUCCAGAUUGCAAAAUGCUAAAACUUCUAACAUUUGAUAACUUGUUCCCGCCACUACGACAAUCUCGUUAAAACUCGUAGUAGAAUGACAUGCGCUACCACUUUUUCCCGCCAAAAUGACGCUGCCUCACGCGCGGGCACCAAUUAGUCAGUGAGAAAAUCUAGUACUCGUAGUCGUUCUCGUCUUAGAAUCUUACCCUCUCCAUUCUGCUUUCAGCAACGAGAACAGGAACCAUGAAAGUUGAAUUCUCAACCCCGAUGGAAGUGUUAACAAUUAUAGACUCAGUGUGCACAGGGUGGUUCACCUUGGAAUUCCUGUUACGCCUUGUAUUUUGCCCGAGCAAGAUUCAAUUUAUAAAGAAGUUACAAAACUGGAUUGACCUGUUGGUAAUUAUACCACUGUACCUUCUUCUGGUUUUCGAACGCACAACGCUAAUUGAAGUCUUGAACACGACGCGAGUAGUCCGAAUAUUUCGCUUUUUUAAACUUCUCUACGACCUGCAGAUUCUUGGGAAGACAGUCAAGGCCAGUCGUUAUCAACUUUUUCUGCUGUUGUUAAUUCUGCUCAUUCCCGUCAUCAUUUUCUCUAGUCUCGCUCUAUACGCCGAGUUAAACUGGGGCACCGAUAAAUCACAAUCUCAGUUCCACAGCCUGCCAAACUCGAUGUGGUGGGGGAUAAUCACCAUGACAACCGUAGGCUACGGCGACAUAGUCCCAGCAUCCCUCGCGGGCAAGAUUAUUGGUGGUAUCGCUUCCAUUUGCGGCAUAAUCAUUCUUUCUACUUCCGCUUCAGUGAUUGGCAGCACUUUUUCACUGUAUUACAAUCUGGCCCAAGCCCAGUUAAAGAUCCCUAGAAAAAGGCAAAGUUUUGAGGUAGAUUACCAGACUUUGCCUGCGGUAUUAGCAUGCCGAACCAGUCAAACGGACUCGACAGUCAUUUCCAACAACUCGGACAGUGGUUAUCAGCGGUCUCCGAAUCGCCUUCAAAUCUGUGACAGAAGUAGUUUCGUGUUUGAUUCGAACGCUUCCCCAUCCUCCAAAUCACCUUGUUCCUGUCAGCUAUCCCAAGAUCCUCCAAUACCUUUAAAGCAGGUUUCUCCGCGUCCACAUGUACCUCUUUCCAGAAAAGCAAGUAUAAGGCGCGACAGCAUUCUCGUGUGA